Molecule: messenger RNA, 1466 nt
Organism: Populus trichocarpa (black cottonwood)
Lineage: Eukaryota; Viridiplantae; Streptophyta; Magnoliopsida; Malpighiales; Salicaceae
Product: outer envelope pore protein 37, chloroplastic
Exons: 6
Coding region: 201-1205 (334 amino acids)
Biological process (GO): monoatomic cation transport
Cellular component (GO): chloroplast outer membrane
Molecular function (GO): monoatomic ion channel activity
Source: RefSeq, a predicted model, not a curated record
CAACUAAGUUCAUACAAAGAAAAUUUCAAUUUUUUAUUGAUCUCCCAAAAUCAAAUCAAAAUCCACAAGCUCCCCCAUCUAAAUUUCCGCCUUAAAAAUCCAAAAAUUCCCACAGGGAUUUCCUGUUCUCUCUCUCUCUCUCUCUAAAAAAAAAAGUGGGAGAGAAUCAAAUAUCAAUCACCCUAACCACCACCACUACAAUGGCUGAAUCUUCUCCUCCCCCUCCUCUUCCACCAAGCCCUAACCACAUGGUCCCACCGAUCCCACAUACAGACCCACCUCCACCUCCACCUCCUCCUCCACGAUCAUGUAAAACUUGUUUACUUUCAAAAAGACCAAAACUUAGAGUGACCUCUGAGUUUGACAGUGACUCUUCUUUGUUCUUCCACAAAGUUUCCUGUAAGCUCCUUGAUAGCUUUGCAAAGUUCAAACUUUCUUUUCAAAACAACAACAAGGGUGAACUCUCUCAACCCCAGUUUGCUUUCACUUCCAAACUACUCUCCAUUCAUUAUGACCUUGAAGAAGAUAAUGCCCUUGUUAAGGGUUCUUUUGAUCUUGGUCCUAAUUUGCAUUUUAAGGCUGCCCAUGAUGUCAAGGCACAGCAAGGAGAGGUGGCUAUGGUUGCUGACUUGGGUGAUCCUGGUUAUGCACUUGAAAUUUCAUCUCCUGUUCCAACUGUUGGAGUGCCGAGGGCAACCCUAAAAUUCCCGCUUGGUGAAGUUUCAUUGGAGGAGAAAGAAGAGGAGGAACUAAGGAGAACAUUGUCAGUUAGUGGUGUUGUCAAAAGUCAGUUAAUGAAUGGCCUCUGCACUGCUCAAUUUAGUGAUGAAGAUUUGAAACUGAAAUACUGCUACAAGGAUGAGGCACUUUCCAUUAUCCCUAGCAUUUCACUGCCUUCAAAUGCUUUAUCAUUUGCAUUCAAGCGUCGGUUCACUCCUUCGAAUAAGUUGAGCUACUGGUACAAUUUUGAUACUAACAACUGGAGUACUGUGUACAAGCACACCUAUGGGAAGGAUUUCAAGUUAAAAGCUGGUUAUGAUUCAGAGGUGCGUCUUGGCUGGGCAUCGCUUUGGGUUGGAGAUGAAGGUGGCAAUGCAAAGACCGCCCCGAUGAAGAUGAAGGUCCAAUUUAUGCUGCAAGUGCCACAAGAUGACAUCAAAACUUCAGCACUAAUGUUCCGUGUUAAAAAGAGAUGGGACAUAUAACAGUACGGUCUGUUGAUGGGACUCCCUUGUUUCUGUUAAAUGCGGGUUCCACUUGAGUAGUUCUGGGUCUUGCCCAUCUGUGAUAUUGCUACAUAAGAACGUCAGUUGGUUAAUAGUUUCUCCUUGCAAGAAAUCUCUCUUCUGUGGGUGUGGGAGCUUAAAGUGGAUAUCUAGUGAAAGGAAGCUCCUGCUGAGAUUUUUCCCAUGGCAUGUUGUUGAAGUUGGCAUUAUUAUAGUGCAGGAAAGUCUGUUAUUCGAUCA